AUGCUUCCCAGCAAGAUGCGACGUCUAUCUGGCCUUUUCUCUGGCCCGAAAACUUCCCUCCAGGUCCUUUCAGAUCUCCAUCUAGACAACGACUCGCAAUACCUAACGUUUCACAUACCCGUCGCUGCACCUUUCCUUGUUCUCGCUGGAAACAUCGGCAAGCUCAUAGACUACGAACAAUAUCUAUCCUUCUUGGUUCGGCGGUGUAAUCUUCACGAGAAGGUUUUCUUGGUUUUGGGCCCCUUAGAGUUCCACGGCCUGAGCUGGAUGGAUGGCUUGCAGCUGGCGCAUAAGUUGGAGAAAGAGCCAACAACAAGAGGAAGGCUCGAGGUACUAUAUGAGACGAGGAGCGAUGUUCCGGGCACAAACAUCACGGUCCUUGGUUGCACACUAUGGAGUAGAAUUCCAGCAUCAGACACAGCUGCUGUGCUAAGAAAGAUGCCCGAGUUUGACGAGAAGGAAGGCAUACAACUUUGGGACGUGGCAAAGCACAACUCAGAACAUAAAAGAGACUUAAGGUGGCUUACCGAUGAAGUCAAGAACCUCAACACGUCACCAAACGGCGCUUUGGCACCCGCAGCCUCUAGUAAUUCUAAAGAUGAGCGACAGCUCAUUGUCGUCACAGCGUUCGCGCCGGAGCUACGUGAGAGUCUGGAUCCUUGGCAAGUCGACGCGCCUUGGGCUUCAGCAUAUGGAACAAAUCUGCUCGACGGCCCCCACUUUGGCAACGUCAAGAUGUGGAUCACCGGUAUGACAGGUCGAACAUGCGAUUUCAAGCGAGGCGACACGACCAUCAAUGCGAGGUACGACAUGAGAUUGCGAGCCCCGCAUACGCUUACCAAUCUUUUUCCACGCCCUGUGACACAACAUCCACUCACAUACGCAUUCAGCGCCUGGGAGCGCUUCGACCUGCUGUUCUGUCCUACCUGUUCAAGCCCAAUGUUCUGCGCUUUCAAAGAUCCAGCGAAGAACUUGGGGGUAGUGACUGGAACGCUAGGCAAUGUGGAUGUUGGAGAUCGCCAGCUGAUCAAAUUUGGUGGAAUGGGCUAUGUGCUCGAUACGCAGGAUGGGGGUGCCAGUCCAUGGAUCUGUGCUCUUAAUGGCGAUGGUGUAGACUUAAAAAGUUACGAAGAGACAACACCCGGCCGUGGUUCAGAAGCAAAGGAACUACCUGCAAACUGGCCUCGGUCUUCAACUGUCCCAGAACUCAAAGCGAAAGAGGAGGACAGUGUGCCGAUACGCUGCAAGUGUUGCGGUGUGGAUCUACUCCUCCGUCGGGGCGAGUAUAAAAAAAUGAGCGAAGAAAAUCUGCCCUCGUGCGUUGAGCCUGCCAGCAGAAAGCUUAAAGCCAGCUUCUGUGCUUGUAACAGCUGCCGGUUACAAAGCGGGAGCGACAUCUUUUACUGGACCUUUACAGAGACGAAAAAUCUGUCUUUUGGAAAAGAUGAUAGCAAGGCCUUUCCGCAAGAUAUUUUCGAUCUCAAACAUCUCAUAGAUACCAAAGACCCUGCUAUCGGUCAGCUCUUCCGCGUGGUCAAACCCCUGACCACAAUGGCUUCUUCAGGAGUUUACCUCUGUCUACCCCGCGCGCUUCCCCCUCCAUUCGAGCCGUCGAAGGAAAUCGACUUUGACCUUCAAGAUCGGAUGGCCGAUGUCCACAACGCCUUUCGAACAGUGCGUGGAAAUACGCGUCUUCGUCAACAACUGUCGCUUCUCUCGUACAAGAACUUUAGCGAUGUCCUUUAUGAGAACAUGCAGCAUAACGGCACGUCUUUGCUCCAGGAUAAGCAUUUGAAGAUGUUACCACAGCUGGUGGUGGUCAAGAUGAGCAGAGACACAGAUCUUCUUCUUUACUGCCUCAACAGCAACGUCAUUUGUUUGUCUCCGGCGAAGGUCCUAAAAGACAUGCCUGUGACUAUGGGUGGAAGGGGUCAUGCGGGUAUGAAGACGCCGCGGAUCAUGGUAUUGCAGUUUGUUAGGAGGAAAUUGGAGUUCAUGAAUGCAAUUGGACAGUCUGUAGCAGAGGAGUCGAUAGACGAUGGAGCCAAGUUCUUUGGCAAGACUGUUGCGAGUGUAGCAGACGGCGAGAUGAGCAGUGCAGAGCCACGAGUGCCGGUACCUACCUCACUGCUUGAUGGUAGCGAUGAAGAGAUGAGUUAG
Molecule: messenger RNA, 2160 nt
Organism: Alternaria burnsii
Lineage: Eukaryota; Fungi; Ascomycota; Dothideomycetes; Pleosporales; Pleosporaceae
Exons: 5
Coding region: 1-2160 (719 amino acids)
Source: RefSeq, a predicted model, not a curated record